UUUAUAUAUUUUUAGAAAGAUAUAGGAUUCUUUCUAUUGAAAGAUAUUUUCGUAGUAUUUCCGUUAGAUUUCAAACUAAUAUAACGUUUGUUUCCGCGACUGCGGGAUAUUUACAAGUAUUAGAGGAUGUUAACAUUAUACCAUCAUAACCUUUCGAAUACACUAGGAACAGGAGGACUGCUUUUAUUACUGCAUGUAAAUGUGUGUGUUCCAUGUAAGGAUACAUUAUCGUUUUAUAACUCUGUGCUAAACCAACAACAGUGUGUCCCUGACGCUCAAUUAUGAGGGUGGAAUCGACAUGUGAAUGAAUACAAUGCCAUAUCCUUUCAGCGUUUUAUUAGGAACUGUAAUGUGUGAUUAAACAUGGAAAAUACAACGUACGUGUUUAACAUCUCUUCAGAAGCGGUCACUGAUGUAACUGUUACCGGCGAGACGUAUCUAAGGACAAGUGUAACACAGAAUGACAUAACAACCGUUGAUCAAACUAUAACAACUACCAAUGAGUGGUUGAGUACCGGUUCUAAAUUGUCUGGCAUUACAGGCAGUUCUCAACCAACGAAGAACCUCACGAACUGGUUAGGUUUUACCACACAACGUGACCACUACAAUGAACAUGAUAUUCAUCCUUUUGACUAUGGGGAUAACUACAUAUAUGCUGCUUAUACAUUUGAAAAACCAUUCUAUUUGUAUGUUUGGGAAUUCUUGGUUAUACUUACAUUCCUCGUCAACCUCGUUGUGAUAUCAGUUCUGCUGCGCAGAAAGGUGCGCAAUGCUACAAAUAUAGUCCUUGCCGCCAUUGCAAUUUCAGACUCGCUUACCGGACUCGUGACUCUGCCGUCUUAUAUCAUGGUCUACUUGAAGUAUGUUCCACCAUAUGGUGACUACGAUUACAGCACAAGUUAUACCAGCAGUGAACAAUCUACUACGAGUCAAUAUGAAAGUGGAGGAUAUACUAGUUACUAUUUUUAUGAUGAUGACUACGAUUACAGCACAAAUUAUACCAGCAGUGAACAAUCUUCUACGACCCAAUAUGAAAGUGGAGGAAAUACUAGUUACUUUUUUUAUAAUGAUACCCAGACGCCGGAACCAGUGGGCGCAUGUGAACUAACGAAAGACCUUUGCAAUGGUUACAUGAUUUCAAAGUACUUUUUGUCCAAGUCGUUCCAUUCAAUGUCGAUAUUUCUCACUUUAUUUCUUGCUAUUCAGCGAUAUAUAUCAAUAAGAUACCCAUAUCGGUCACAACUUCUGUUGAAUUUACCAAAAACCAUAAUUUGCUGUGUGGCUGUUGUACUUAUUUCCCCACUUUUACAUGUGUAUCAUCUUCUCGGAGAAAGAGCAUUUGAUGGCAAGUGUCAAUGGGAACUGACGGAGAAAGGCUGCGAAGGCGGAUGCGUGUAUUUAUUCAUUACAUUUUUCAUACGUCAUUUGAUACCCUGUGUCGUGCUUGUAAUACUUACUACACUUUUCAUUCUUCAAUUGAGAUCAGGGGAGAGAAAUCUGUGCCGAAUGGAUAGUAGCAAAUCACAAAUUUCGAGACGGAAGGAAGAAAAUCGACGUAUUUCUAUCAUUGUUACAGCAGUGGUUUUAGUUUUUCUGAUACCGGAAAUACCGUAUGGAAUAUUGCUUUUGUACAAUGCUAUAGACAAGGCAACCAAUCAAGGCCAAGGCAUGAAUUUAGAAACAAACAGAGCUCUUCAUUUAGUUUAUGAACUUCUUCUGGUCCUGUCUUUCCACGCCAACUUUUAUGUCUACACCUUUUUCAACAGAAGAUUCCGGAAAACACUUUUCAGGACCUAUCUCAAUCCUGUUAGGCGAUUCCUCGGUGAUACAGAUAGACUGUCGGUUUCCACAACCUCGUCAGUUUCACGCAGGACUUCAAACAGGAAGACAGAUACCGGAAGCGCUAUAACGAAGAUUGAAAUGCAUUCUAUGAUUAAAACUUCACCACCAGGCCAACCAGAAAUACAAACUAAUUCAGCUGCUUCAAGCUUAGUUGAGAAAGAUCUAACUGUUUUUGAAGGUGACUGCAAUUUGUGAUGAAAAUUCGAAGAAAAUUAGCCGCCUCUAAUGGACGCGGUAGAUUUUCGCUAUGCAUUGUACAAUACAUAGCAACAUCUGUUGUGGAAGCCCCGAUAUUUAAAGCGAAAGAUAAUGUAACAGUUUCAGUUCUUUAACUGUUUAUUGCAUGGACAACAUUUAAUUAAAAAGCAUUGAUAACUAA
Molecule: messenger RNA, 2221 nt
Organism: Mercenaria mercenaria
Lineage: Eukaryota; Metazoa; Mollusca; Bivalvia; Venerida; Veneridae
Exons: 2
Coding region: 364-2037 (557 amino acids)
Biological process (GO): G protein-coupled receptor signaling pathway
Cellular component (GO): membrane
Molecular function (GO): G protein-coupled peptide receptor activity
Source: RefSeq, a predicted model, not a curated record